CAGUCUUCUUUGUCUGAUUCAAAUAUGGUGGCAGCUUUCUGCCCAUCGUAUGUUUCGUAACUUGUGGUUGUGUUCAUGGGUUAGCAACGGUCUCAUUUCUUGAAAGAUUUCCAAAAUGCGAUCUAAAAGAUCUCGUACAUCUUCGGAUACUUCUUCUUCAACAACGCCCCCAGUGAAAAAACUUAGUAAAACAAAUGUCACGCUGGAUGAAGAUUCAAAAUCUACUGUAGUAAUGGUCAGUUCAAGUGCUAGCAGCAUCUCGAGCGAAGCAAGUGAAACAAAGAGUGAGCCUUUCACGGGUGUUGAACGAUUUAGGAAAGCUUGUCAAAAGAUUAAAAGCUUGUUUGAGCAAAUGAAAGCUUACAAGGAUAAUGAUAAGAAUGGAACUGAACUGGAAAAUUUACGAAUGCAAUGUCUAUUAUCAUUUGUUACCUUAAAAAACUGCAACCGGUCUGCUCAAUUUCUCAACAGACAAGCACGAGAUGAUACACUAGAGGCAAAACAAAAAGUAGAUGGCUUGCAUCUGGAGCUUCAGAACUUGCUAUAUGAGAUAACACAUUUAAAGAAGGAGAUCAAUAAAUGUUUACAAUUUAAGUCCAAAGACCAGGAGAUUGAUUUAAUAUCUGAAGAAGAGUUAAAGCAAGAACUAGAAAAAAUGAAAGACGAGAAGCUUUCUGAGGAUCCUCACAAGCUUAUGUUGGCCCGGCUUGAUUGGGAACUAAAAGAAAGAAAAAGUUUAACUGCGAUCAAGCAAAGUUAUGUGACAAAGAAGAAAACAAUGGCUCAUGAAAUACAGGAAAAGAAUGAUUUUUUAAAUAGUCUUGAGCCACAGCUGAAGACAAUUCUCCAGGCAACAUCUCCAAUACAAGAUUUUCUGGGAAUGCAACUGGAAAGCAAGAGAAUAAAAUAUCAGACUGCAAAGUUUUUACCAAGGCCAUUGUAUGUGUUGUUUGUGCAAUCUAUGGCCUAUCAAGAAGCAUGUGAUCCUAAUCUGAAUACUGAGAUAAUUGGUGACGUUGAAGCAGCUAAAGCUCAAUUAGAAGACAAAGCAGGAAUUCCAGGUGUUGUGGAUGUUGAGUUGGAUGAAAAUGUAGAUAAAACUGAAGAAGAUGAAGUUGAAGUUGAUGAGCUGCCCAAGAAAAGGCAACAUAGACGAACUACUGAGGAACUUUGUCAAGAGGAGAAAGUCAAGACUGCUUUAAAACAACAUCCAUUGCAGGUGCAGCUUGAAAUUACGUGUAAAGGUGAUAUUAAGUCAAAGAUAUUGUUCUGUUACAUUCCGUUAUUGAACAUUAUCACUGUUUCCCUGGACAUUCUGUGCAGCGAAAACGAAAAGCUCAAAUUUUCUGGAAGAUCAUUACUUUCCCCUGAUUCUGUAUUGACCUGCCUUUUUCCUGAAGAUUUUGGUGAUGUCACUCCUAAUCCCACCAAUCACCAUCAGCUUAACAAAUUAGGUAUAGAAAAUGUUACAUUUGGUAAACUGAACAUUGGUCGUCCCUACAAAUGGGUGCAAAAGCUUUGUGGACUAGAGUUCCCUACAUCCGACUCAAAGUCAAACGAGAUACCGACCGUGAAUUCCUCUCUCAGUGCAUCGCACAUGGAAAGGACUGUGAAAUCUAUUAAAUCUAGAAUUUUGACGAGAAUAUUGUUGACGAAACAGUUAAUAUCAUUAGAAUCACUCAGUAUACCGUUAAGCGAAGAAGGACGUCAUCUUUUCCCUGUAAAAAGUCUCAGUACACUAGAAUCGUGGAAUGUGAUCACAACUUCAGAAUAUUCGGAGUUACCUUUCGUGGAAAAUAAAACGCUUAUUGAAUCUAUCACAGAAAAUGAUAUGCUCUUUUUGGCGACCUUUUCAUGCGAAAAUGUUAAACUGAAGGCGGCUGUCAUAGUUCCAUCAGAUUAUCCAGUUCGAACACCGUUAUUCAAGAUGGCUGUUUCCAGCAAUGGUUCUUAUGUGAACAAUGAUUAUGUCAGGGCAAUUGAAACAGAGGUCAAUGUUUUUUAUGAAGAAAUGUGUAAAGAAGACUCAAGAGAUAACAUUCUUUCGAAUCAACUAAGGCGUGUUCAGAUGUGUUUUGAUGUUUUCAACGAUACAAAUGCUUCAGAGAAGCAUGACAUGCAGAACCACGAAUUUUUGAUCAUGCGAGUUAAACGGGGUCGCGACCGUGGCAUGGCGUUGGAGUACGAUCAAAAACACGCAUGUUUCGUUCAUCGUUGUAAAUAAAUUCUCUGUCAAACUUUUUUCGUUGUUUUCAUACUGACUUGUGUGAGAAUAAACUAUUGAACAUCAA
This is a messenger RNA of Xenia sp. Carnegie-2017, 2291 nucleotides long. RefSeq names its product THO complex subunit 5 homolog. Bases 116 to 2224 code for a protein of 702 amino acids. Gene Ontology annotation, biological process: positive regulation of DNA-templated transcription, elongation; mRNA export from nucleus. Gene Ontology annotation, cellular component: THO complex part of transcription export complex. NCBI's taxonomy places the organism in Eukaryota, Metazoa, Cnidaria, Anthozoa, Malacalcyonacea, Xeniidae. Gene Ontology annotation, molecular function: mRNA binding. The transcript is spliced from 21 exons. The record is from RefSeq and is a predicted model, not a curated record.